Messenger RNA from Xiphophorus couchianus (Monterrey platyfish), 2561 nucleotides. RefSeq names its product prenyl (decaprenyl) diphosphate synthase, subunit 2 (gene pdss2). Gene Ontology annotation, cellular component: mitochondrion; transferase complex. Gene Ontology annotation, biological process: ubiquinone biosynthetic process; isoprenoid biosynthetic process. NCBI's taxonomy places the organism in Eukaryota, Metazoa, Chordata, Actinopteri, Cyprinodontiformes, Poeciliidae. Bases 247 to 1404 code for a protein of 385 amino acids. The record is from RefSeq and is a predicted model, not a curated record. The transcript is spliced from 8 exons. Gene Ontology annotation, molecular function: prenyltransferase activity.
GACGUAAGGAGUUACGUACGUAAACAUGGCGGCGCCCUGUCUGGGAUAGUGUGUUGUGAAACAGACCUGGACGCUCUUGCUGUAAUGUCAAACCCGUUUUAUUAGCGGUUUUUUGGGGGUGUUGAUUGCUUUUUAUAGCAGCGAGUGGACGGCAGUAGGUCGUUUUAAAUAUGUGAAGAAGAAGAGAAGCCCGGAAGUGUUUUAGAUAAAGUAGCAACGCGAUUUUAGUUCAGAGGUUAUAAUAACAUGUUUCCAGCUCCGGGGUCGAGUCUGACCCGCUGGGUGUCCGUGUCCGUCCGUGGACUGAGAGGUCUCGGCCUGUUCUCCAGCUCGGAGUCCUCCUCCAAUUGGAGCAAAGUUGUGUCGGACGCGGAGAAGAUCGUCGGGUAUCCCACGUCGUUCAUGAGUCUGCGUUGCCUGCUCAGCGAUGAGCUCAGCAAUGUGGCCAUGCACGUCAGAAAGCUGGUGGGGACACAGCAUCCCUUACUCAACACAGCCAGAGGCUUCGUCUAUGACAGCAAGAACAAUCUUCAGAUGAGAGGACUGAUUGUCCUGCUGCUGUCCAAAGCAGCAGGACCGAGUCAUGCAGCCUCAGAGCUCCUCACUAAGGACAUGGUCAGCGGCAUCUACCCAAGUCAGAGGAACCUGGCAGAAAUCACAGAGCUCAUCCACACAGCAUUCCUGGUACAUCGAGGGAUCGUAAAUCUGAAGGAGUGGACCGUCUCAGACGGACCGCUGAAGGACAUGGAGUUUGGGAACAAGAUGGCCGUCCUGAGUGGCGACUUCCUGCUGGCUAACGCUUGUACAGGAUUGGCCGAGCUCAACGACACUAAGAUUGUUGAACUGAUCUCCAGUGCCAUCUCGGAUUUAGUCCAAGGAAUAUAUUAUGAGAAUUACUACAACGUUGAGGACGGUCUCGGCGACGGCAUGGACGUGACGCCCUGGGAGGACCAGGCGUUUCUGUCCCACGGGGCACUGCUGGCCAAGAGCUGUCAGGCCGCCAUGCAGCUCGCUAAGCACGACAGAGAGGCCCAAAGACUGGCCUACCUCUAUGGGAAACAUCUAUCGCUGGGUCACAAGCUGAACUCUGACCUGCAGCCAUUUGUGAAGAGCAGAUUGGGAGAGAUGACUUCGUUCAGCCUGAGCGCCGCCCCGGUGGUUUUCCACCGUCAGAUCGUCGGGAAGGAGAAGUGGCACCAGCAGCUCGAGGAGGCAAAGACCUUGAGAAACCAGUUGGAUUAUAGUAAGCUCCUGGCAGCGGUUAAGUCGGAGAAAGGCGUGAGCUCGGCGGUGGACUUGUGCCGUUACCAUAGCAACAGGGCUCUGGAGGCCAUCCAGGCUUUCCCCUCCUCUGAGGCUCGAUCCGCCCUGGAGAACAUCGCCUCGGCCGUCAACAAAUUCUGACCCAAGCACGGGCGCGCACACACACACAUAGAGACACACUCCUCUGUGGAGAACUGAGAGAGUCUUGGGUUGGUCAUGACGCCGUCUUCGUGUUUUUCUUCAGAAACUCAUACAACUGUUCAUCAUCGAAUAAAAACUCAUCACUCCGGCUUCGUGCCAGAUGUUUUUGCAGCUCCGAUACUCCCCCUCUCCUGCUCAGGGAAAAUUACCGGCAGACUGCUUUUUAAAGAAAGAAAAAAAAACUGUCUCUUUAUUGUUACCUGGCUUAUCAGCACAGCCACAUACCGGGCAGAACAUCAUUUAAGAUGUUUUGAUGAAUUGUUAGUGUCAUCUGGAAAAUGUGCCAUGAACAGCAAGUGAGGCACUAAGGAAUACUUACUCUCAAAAAUGUCCUGUUUUCUUUUUUUUUUUAACUAUUUAACAUACUUGUUAGUGCAAAGCUGAUGCUCUAAACUGUAGCUGCUUGAAAUUUUACUCUUUGCCGAACUGAGGAGCUUCACUACAGAAAAGGGUCCUGUUUUACCAAUUAUGCAGCAAAGAACUGCUUUACUGCAGAGGCUCGACUCAGGUGAAUCAGGAGUUGUAAUGUCAUCAAUGUUGCCUUGUUAUGUCAGUCCCAAUGCCUGUUUAUCUGUGUGUGUGUGUGUGUGUGUGUGUGUGUGUGUGUGUGUGUUUAUGUGUGAGCAAGAGAGAGAUUUGAGGCAACCCAGGGGCGGGGAAAGGUCACCCAAACCUCUCCCCUAUGGGCCAGCCAGCGAGCGCAUUGAAGCUCCGCCAAGCAGUAAUUAUUAAUGAAGAGACCUGAGCAAAUGGACAGGAAAUGCAGAGGUAUUGAUUGGGCCGGUUGCCCUGCUCUAAGCCGUACAGACUGGCGCCAGCCUGGUGGCCUGUGGUUUCCCAGGCUGCUGUCUGUGGAGGGCAUGGGGGGCGGCGGAGGCGCAGCUAAGGUGUGAAACCAGGCCACCGCUGGCAGCUGUCCGUCUCACGCCGGCUACACCUGAAGGACAGAGUGUACAAAGAGGGAACAGGGAAGAAAAGUCUGUCUCCUGUAAAAGAAACACAGAAUGUAAUUAUUUACAAGUUACUCAAAACUUGUAUUUAACUUGAAACGGUACAAAGAAAACAUAAUAAAUAUAUGAAUGGAGAUCAUUUGAAAA